Molecule: messenger RNA, 660 nt
Organism: Fonsecaea pedrosoi CBS 271.37
Lineage: Eukaryota; Fungi; Ascomycota; Eurotiomycetes; Chaetothyriales; Herpotrichiellaceae
Exons: 3
Coding region: 1-660 (219 amino acids)
Source: RefSeq, a predicted model, not a curated record
AUGAGCGGCGACGGUUCUUGUGCCACCCUACCCUGGUGGUACAACGACGUGGGCACCAAUAUGCUGAACCCAAGUCUUGAUAUGCAACACGUUCUGUGCGGAAAAAGAAAAAAGAAGAUUCCAGGCAACAAGCCUAUCCUUUUUAUCGCACUCUACCCCAGUGGCAUCGUGAACAAUGAGGAACAAAAGUAUCAUUGGGCUUUUUUAAUCGGACCCAAGAAAGAAAAGUCCGCUCAUGUUCCAGGCGUACGCUGUCACGUCAAGAACGUCCCGAGACCCACUCCUCAUGGGCGCGCCGUCGAGUGGACGUACGAAGAGUCGAAGUUACAUAAUGUUCGAACAUCCAACAGCCUGCUGAUCCGCGUGGUCAUUGGGAAAGUCGUCGACAUGGAACGCCUUCUCGACACGAUUCGAAAUGUCCCUCUGGUGCAGAAUGAUCGGAUGUGGAGAUGCUGCACCUGGUGCGCUGACGUCCUCGCGGCUCUCGAGAGGGAUGGCCAGGCCCUAGGAACGGCAGUGCUCGAUUGGAAGCGAAUUCAAAAGGUAGCAAGACAUUACGCAGGAGCGAAAACAGCUCAGGGUCGCUUUGCUGCUGGAAAUUCAAUGGACAAGCCGAAGCCGACCUGGGACAUGCUGAAGGACAAAGAAACGGUCGCUUAG